AUGCAUAUGGAUGACGUAUUCUAUUUAAUAAAAUCUGAAGUUGUAAACACUAAGGAAGUUCAUCGUGUCCUACAUAUGCAAUAUACAAAAUGGCCAGAUUUCGGAGUACCUAAUUCCCCUAGCUCAAUUUUGAAUUUUCUUUGGUCUGUAAGAGCCUCAGGUGCAUUAGAUAAUCCACUCUAUCCACCAGUUGUUCAUUGUAGUGCUGGUAUUGGACGCUCAGGAGCAUUUGUUCUCAUAGAUCUAGCUUUAAUUUGUUACGAUUUUGUUAUCGCGCGAUCAUUAAAGCCGCGGAUACUUUACUUCCUCUACCGGUUGACAACGACUGAAUGCAAAAUUCGAACCUGA
Messenger RNA from Heterobilharzia americana, 348 nucleotides. The record is from the annotation of a GenBank genome assembly. Lineage: Eukaryota; Metazoa; Platyhelminthes; Trematoda; Strigeidida; Schistosomatidae.